Exserohilum turcica Et28A is the source of this 735-nucleotide messenger RNA. RefSeq lists its product as uncharacterized. The record is from RefSeq and is a predicted model, not a curated record. Lineage: Eukaryota; Fungi; Ascomycota; Dothideomycetes; Pleosporales; Pleosporaceae. The transcript has 2 exons. Bases 1 to 735 code for a protein of 244 amino acids.
AUGCGGUCCAUCCUCGUCAUCAAUCCCAAUUCCACGGAGCAAAUGACCAACGGCCUCAAGCCGCUUGUCGACGCGCUACAGUUCAAAGACCAGACCGCGCACGAAUACUUCACGGCGCCCUCGGGUCCAAAAAGCAUCAACAAUGAAGAGGAUGCUGCCGAGUCGGUAAACCACUGCCUACCCGCCUUGCAGAAACAUGUCGCGCACCACGAUGGCUUCCUCGUCGCGUGCUAUUCGCAGCACCCCCUUGUGCCACUCCUGAAGGAACAAGAUGCGAUAAGGAGCUCGCGGAAACCCGUCACGGGCAUCUUCGAAGCCAGCGUCAGCACAUCGCUGCAGAUUAUACACCCCGACGAAAAGUUUGGCAUUGUCAGCACAGGCAAAGUCUGGGAAUCCAUCUUGACCGAUGCAACAAUUGCCUUUUUGGGUACAGGCUCAGAGGCCAGCAAGCGCUUCGCGGGCGUCGAGACUACAGGGCUUAAUGCUACGGAUCUACACGAUGCGCCUGCCGAAGAGGUGCGCAAACGGAUGAAGGAUGCUGUGAAGCGUCUUUUGAAGAGGGGCAAGGUCGGCGCAAUCUGUCUGGGAUGUGCGGGAAUGGCUGGCAUGGAUGAGAUGGUCAGGGAGGCAUGCGUCGAGGAGUUGGGAGACGUCGAGGGGAAGAGAGUCAGGGUGGUGGAUGGGGUUAUGGCGGGCGUUGCAUGGCUCGAGGGCGCUACGCGUGCUAGCUUCUAA